Paramacrobiotus metropolitanus is the source of this 3085-nucleotide messenger RNA. Its product is annotated as PR domain zinc finger protein 15-like. The record is from RefSeq and is a predicted model, not a curated record. Gene Ontology annotation, cellular component: nucleus. The transcript is spliced from 7 exons. The coding region runs from base 225 to 2831 and encodes 868 amino acids. Gene Ontology annotation, molecular function: protein binding. Lineage: Eukaryota; Metazoa; Tardigrada; Eutardigrada; Parachela; Macrobiotidae.
AGUGUUGUCGGUGUUGAUAAUCGCGCAAACCGACAAAAUAUCCUGUGUUUCUUUUGUUCGCGUUAAACAUUCCCUAAGAAAAUCUUCCACAAAUCUACGGAUUUUAGUAACGUGCGCGUUGGGAGUAAGCGAGCCAUCAAGCGAUGGUAUUCAGAUUCAGCAUCCGUUGUAACUGUUGCUGAGCCAGUUAUCGAUGCCUUGAACUGCCUUCGCAGUUUGUCAUCAUGGAGCUCGACUCCGUCGACUGCUGUUUGCUUGCAAUGGAUAGCGAGUCGGUCACUCCCGGCCAGAGUGCACCCUGGCAAGGUGUUCAAGAUCGGCUAACUUUGCCGGAGGAAUCUCAUGGCCGUUGCAUAGGCCACUGGCAAGAACGAAUCUUUUGCGCUGUGUGCCAGCAGUUUCUGGAGGAGCCGUGUUGGUUUCAUGCCAAAAGCGUUCCCAACGAGAGCGUGGUUCCUUUCGCACUGGCCAGUCUGCCUAAAAUCUUGCGCCUGGAUGUUUGCGCUGAUUCCUCCACAGGGAAGAAAGUGCUGGCCAAUGUCCGAAUUCCUCCUCAGACCGUUUUCGGCCCACUGGUGGCCCCGCUGGCGGAGAAAAGCAGCGAUGCCUAUGUCUGUGCAUUUCCCAGCGCGGACGACGGUCAGCUGCGUUUCUUCCAGCUGGACUCGGAGCUCUUCUCCAACUGGAUGCGCUAUGUGCGUUUCACUGAGAAUCCGGCGGAGAAGAAUCUGGCCGUCUACCUCCGCGGAUCGCAGAUCGUCUUCGUCAGCGUCCGCACCAUUUUGCCCGGCGAAGAGCUAAGGGUGUGCUAUUCUGCUAAAUACUCCCGAGCAAUUGGAUGCACGAAUGUUCAGAGCGCAAAACAAGAGAACGAGAGCUUUUGUGUAACAGUAUUGCCGAUGUCUUUUGCAGAUAUGGAGUAUGGUGAUCACAAUGAAAAUGCUCUGCCACCGACCUAUCCCCAAAAUCUAAUGGAAACUGGCUCACAUGUUGACACUUUUGAAUGGGAUGGCGAUUCGUCAGGGACGCAGAUGAUCGAAAAUAACGCAAGUGGCCUUCGGGAUGUGCUGGUUUCUCCCCACAUACGGCCCGCUAAAUCGUUAGCUGCGCACAGCCUGAAAAGAGUUGGGGGUGUGAAUGGAAGAUUCCUGGCGAGCACAUCCGCCUGUGCAAUUCCCCCUUCUCCUCACUAUGAAGCUGCAGAUUUGGGAAUGGACGACGGUGGAAGUGCGUCACCUCCGCCACCGAGUGGUAGCCGAGAUGCACCACCGGUGACAGCACGUACGAUGCGCGAGGACUCUCCCGAGAUCGAAUAUCGUCCCCCAUUCGGUACAGUCCAAGUUCCCACCGAAAGGCGCAACAAAGAAGAGCUUGAAAUAAAUGCAGAGACAGUUUCCAGAAGAAGCACCCUCCGAUCAGCGGCCAGAGAAACUGUUACACUUUCACAACGGGAUGGCUGUGAUCAGAUCGUCGAAACCGUUUCGCACCGGAUUAAGGACAAACCCAUCCGAGAAACGAACGUAGUGCGCAUGGAGCCGUCCUGUUUAAAUGGCGCGUCAAGCGGAAAUGGUGACUUGGAAGUGACUGAAUCCCCAGACGGACAGAGUUGUGCCUUCCGCGCAAGACGGAAGAAUUUGUAUGACGGAGGGAUUCGCAUGGAGUGCCCGGUGUGUCACAUCGCGGUGUUCCAAUUACGCGUUCAUUUAAGCCAAGAACAUCCGGAAUAUGCGUCCGAGGAGUUCAAGCAUGCUUGUCAAACGUGCGGAAUGCGGUAUCGGACGAUGCGCCGUUUGCGCGUCCAUAUAUCAAUGUUCCAUUCGGUAUGUGGAGCCGAAAUAACCGCGGAAUCGCAUCAAGAGGCCAUCGAGUACAUGCGAGAAACCGGAAGUCUUUCGUAUUUCUGUGCAGGCUGCAAUAAGUAUUUCGUGAAUAAAUCUUUAUGGGCUAUCCAUGAGCUGUCACACCGAGCAGUGGAAGAUUAUCAAGCGCGGGCAGAACGAACAUGUCCAGUUUGCGAUUUCACGGGAGCCACUUUCGCCGAACUGGCGCUGCACACGGCCGAUCACGCUAUCAGCCCCAAGGACAGGAAACAGUGUCUUCUCUGCCCGCUGCAAAUUGUUCAACUGUCGGCGCAUUACAAAAAGUAUCACCCGGAAUACCGGGAACUUGUAUCUAAAGAUUGGCAGUUUGAGUGCCAGCAGUGCCGAGUGAAGUAUCUUUCCAAGAUUCACUUGGACGCCCAUCUGCGGACUCAUAGUAAUUAUAAAUGCGUAUAUUGCGCCCUGCAGUUCGAUACUGGCAAUGCGCUGAGAGUCCACAAUCUAACCCAUCAGAAAGACGGUGUCUUUCCCUGUCCCAUGUGCCCACGGACGUUCCCCUUGUACAGGCCGUUUCGUAAGCAUUACCGAAAGAACCACGACGUCAAGAACGUGUCAGUCUGCGAAGUAUGUCAGUUCGUGUGCAAAAAUAAGGUUCGCUUAAAGUUGCACAUGCAGUCGCAUAACCAGGAUUACCGGUAUGCCUGCACCCAGUGCGGGAAGCGCUGUAAGGCUGAACGAUAUCUUCGAAAUCAUGUCCGACGGGUGCACGAAGGGAAACACAUGGAAUCUGAGAAAAAUAAGUACAGUAAGCGCAAAGAGAAAGAAAAGCAGGGCUUGCUCAAGCCUUACGCAGAUCCCCGAAGGAAAUUUCCGUUCGAAGGUUUCCCCUUUAAAUGCCACGAAUGUAAGCGGGGAUACUUGCUGCGAAGGUCACUGAUGGAUCACGUCAGAGAAAGACAUCCUGAACUGGAUCCGCAGAGCGUACCGGUGAUGAUGUUUGCGGAGGAAUAAGCUUUCAAAUUGCUGAAAUUAACUCACACGAUUCACGUUUCGUGUGCAGUUCUGUGUAAACUAUAUUUUUGAUUCCUUCGACCAUGUUGACUAUCAAGUUUUAGCAACUCGUUGUCUCAGAAUUACUAUUACAGUACUACUUACGUUGUCUCACAACAGAAGUCUCAGAAUAUUUUCAAGGUGGGUAUAUAUACCCACCUUGAUAUUUUGGUACUUUCAUGAUGUUCGGGAACAGUAAAGAUAUGCAUGCAUUU